This is a messenger RNA of Sparassis crispa, 1023 nucleotides long. RefSeq lists its product as hypothetical. The record is from RefSeq and is a predicted model, not a curated record. The transcript has 2 exons. Lineage: Eukaryota; Fungi; Basidiomycota; Agaricomycetes; Polyporales; Sparassidaceae. The coding region runs from base 1 to 1023 and encodes 340 amino acids.
AUGGGAAGGCCAAGACUCGAGGGCCAUAUCACGUCCGCUAGGCUUACUACCAGACGCCCGGCAGCUUGGCUGUCGGAGCAUCGGAGUUUGAAGCCGUGGCUUAUACCCCCUCGCCUUCUCCUCAUCUCUACUUCCACCAUCGCCACCAGACGACAUCUGCUUGGCUGUACGUGUCUGCACCUACUCUCGCCCUCUUCCACACCGCAAAUGGCUUUCACGAUUUUCCGUGAUGAUGCGCCUCCAUCUGAGGUCGAGACCUCUGCAGAGGUGGCCACACCAUCUCCCAUGAGAGCUAUCGCUCCUCUCAAUGCUAGUUCCCUGAUUGUUUUCCGUCCUGACAAGGAAAACAUCGACCCGUUAACCGGCCUACGCUCCAAUACGGAGUUAUCAAGCAAGAAACGCAAAACCAAUGUGUUGGCCACCAAAAUUCAUGCUCCGCCACCUUCGAAGAAGGCAAAGGAGUCGAAGGACUCCAAGAAUCGCGUCGAGAAAACGACGUCAGCUGCAAGGGUCCGCGUUGUGGCCGAUAAAAAACGCGGAGGGUCGAAGCGAGUUGGGGGCGCGGGACCCAGCCGGGCCAGGCGAUCGCCUUCACUGCCGCGGGUCGUGGAAGAGGUGGACGAGAGAACAGACCGAGAUGGCGUGUCACAAGGCGCAAUCAACUCGCGUUGCUACGAGUUGACGGUGCUUCCGCUUGCGGAUAUUUCAGAGGCGUAUGAAGCGGUGCCGUCAUUGGAGGCCGAUCUCGUUGCUCUUGUUGAAGACGUCAAGGAUGUCCUCACGAAGGCAUUGGAGGUGGGAGGCACAGAGACUUCUCGCGGCGUUUCUCCGGUACCGGUAUUGAAGUCGGUGUCUCCUGUUCGCCCUAGAGAAAGCGUCUCCACCUCCGCCACUCCUGAGCGCGAGGGGAUUCAUUCUACGUUCACCUUUUCUUCACCGUCCCCGUCAGGAAAGCGCUAUGCAGCGUCGAAGAGGCUGCCGAAGCACAGUUCCUCCGAUGCCGUCAUCGAAGUGAAGCAUUGA